This is a messenger RNA of Adineta ricciae, 5760 nucleotides long. The record is from the annotation of a GenBank genome assembly. NCBI's taxonomy places the organism in Eukaryota, Metazoa, Rotifera, Eurotatoria, Adinetida, Adinetidae.
AUGACUCAAUUAUUCAGUCGUACAAAGCCGAAUAAGGCUGAUGAGACUAUUCAAAGAACAAAAGAAAAAAUUAUCGAUUUAACGAAAAGUCUCUCUGAUCGACAACGUUAUCUAAAGCAACUAUCUGAACAAUUGUCUAUUGAUGAUUUACAAGCAUUUUUCAAAACUUCAUAUCAACAUAUUUUUUAUCUUUUCUUUGAAAACUUCAGUCAAAUCGAAACGAAUAUUCCACGAGCACCUUCAAAACAGAACCAAUCAGAUUUCGAAUACGUAACCAAUUUACUAGAGCGUAUUCUUACACUACUACCAACACUUGUGCAUCAAAGAUGGCAAGCUCAUUGUAUAUGCAAUGUAAUCAAAAGAUAUUUUGUCGCUUCCAGCAGUCCACAAGGUGUUGCACGUGGUAUGCGACUUUUUCUUCUCUGGUACCAAAUUUUGGGUAGCAAUGCGGUUGAAGAAGAACAUGCGAUUUUCAAAGGAUUGAUACGAAAUUGGAAUCAACCAUUAGUUGGUACGCGUGUGGCGGGUGAAAAUGUCAACACUGAUGAACAGCCGUCAACAGCAUUAAACGAACUAUUUCGCACGCCACCUGAUACAUUUCGGUGGGCGGAUAGUUUUCCGAUUUGGCCGAAAACGGCGUCUGACUAUGAUCCAACAGUUGAUCGAUGGCUUUUCUUCAUGUUACACACGAUCUCGGACACAUGCAAACGUGUUCUGUGGGAUUCCAAUCGUGAACUGCGAAUACAAAAGCAAGAGGAAUGUUUUCGCUUUCUGUUCGAAAUGUUCAAACGCUAUUACAUGCCAACGUUAUUUCCGACAUUCAUUGAACAAAACAUUUACGACUUUUCCGCACCGAUGACGAUUCCAGAAACAGUACGAAUUGAAAGCGAUGGAUUGAGAAGGCGACAAGCAUGUUUAUGUCGAACGGCAUUUGUUAUGUGGUUAUUGCCAUUUCUUAAUGAAGAACAAAAUCGAGAUAGAACCUUAACUCGCGUGCCAAAUGCAACGUUAACGACGCAAGGUGUUUUAACUCAAUCGACUGCAUCGGCGAGUACAGUUACUGGUCCGUCUGAUUAUUCAUCCUACUCGAAUGAACUAUAUCAUAUUAUAACGGGAGCAUCAUCAAAAACCCAGCCGACAUCGUUUCAGCAAAUAGUAAAUAUGAUUGGUCCAAUAGAUAGUAAUACAUUAGAAAUUGGUCAACACGUUCUUCUAUCUACACAAGAGAAUAUUAAUUUUAUUCAUGAAAUUUUUCGACAGAGUUAUCUUAUGUCCGGUGAACACGGUUUAGCUGCUUCGCAUAUUCUUCGUACGGUGAAUGAUUGGAUAAAAGAGAAACAUUUACGACCAGUUUUCAUGCUCGAACCUGAACAACGCUCAUCAUCGAAUGACAUACCUGAUGAUAAUCAUCUUCGUUUAGGUUUAAAUCGUUGGUUGCAAAUCUUUAUCACUCAAUCAUUUUAUUUGUUUCUUGUUCGACCAAUAUCAACACAUGAUGAACAACAACAGAGUCAGCAAGGAACGAACGCAAUACAAUCCGAACCUGUCCUACGUGAGAGAUCACUCGCUGGCCUUGUCACGUUCUACAAAAAACUUCCACAAAGACAUACACCUGAUCGAACAACAUGGGACUUAAUCUUGAGAGUUAUGUUAAGAAUCGUUCGAUUGUCAUUACAAGAUCGUUCACCAUCGAGUUCCAACCAUUUGUAUAUUGAAAAUACGAUAAAAACUCUUCUCUUUCUAUUUCAAUCCGCCUCAUUAUAUGUAAAUGUCGAAUUAUGGAAUAAUUUAAGUGAUACCUUAUCAUCAAAAGCAAUGUGGCCUGAAGUUAUUGAUCAGUGGGAUUUAUCAAUGCGAGCGUUAACAAAAGAUCUCGGUCGCCUGGUUUAUAAGGUUGAAACUGAACCAUUGAUAGCUACAAGUAUUCGUCGAGGUGGAGCGACAGGUGGUGUUCGGCGAACAGCCCAAUCUGUUCCACCAAAUUCUCUCGAUUUAAAUUCAACAAGUAAUCGUCGAGGACGAACGAUCAGUUCAGACGAAGAUAUUGAUGCACCGGAUCAAUCAACACCACAGCAGCAGCCAACGAGAGCGUUGAUUACCGAACAAAACCGUUCAGUGCGACGACGAACAAGUAGCGAUGAUAGCUUACCACAUUCGACAACGACGACAUCGUCAUCGAUGAGCAGCCGACCACAUUUAUUAGCAAGCAUUCCAAGUAAUCAAAUGGGUGAACAACAAGCAAUAAUGGAGGGACCAUCGAUCGAACAAAAUUCACUCCUAUUCAGUCCUAGUGAAUCAUUAUUAUCAGCUCAACAGCAACAACAUCAGCAUCCUUUGACUAUACACAUAGCUCAACAGACACCGAAUUCUCAUAUGAGUGAUAUGUGUUCGCCAAACCAUGCACUCGAUUCACCGAUGAGUGAUGACUACAGCACGGCAUCGACUGGCGUACUCGAUACAAAUAGUUUGAGCGGCAUUGGUAGUGCAGACAUGUUAACUGCAAAUUACAAAGGUAAUAACACCCACACAGCAGAAUCCCGUUCGACAACUGUAUCCGAAUCCACAUCGGCAUCAGAUCACCAUCAGCAUGUAUCGCCACCAUCCUCACGUGAUCAUCAUCCUCUCAGUCAAUCAACUGUUGAUAGUCUUCAUUCAUUCCCUCAAGAUACGGCUACCAUUGAUAGUAUUGAUACAGCAGUGUAUUCGAACGAGCAGAAUUAUGAAUCAUCCCGUUUGGCACCUGAAACUGCGUACACAGCUUGGUUUCGUAUGCUCGGUUCACUUGGAAAUAUCAACCAGAUUCGUUCACCUGAACAACACAAUCGAAUAAUGAAGACAAUUUUCGAUAUAUGGAAAAUGCUCUGUCGUAUUCAUGUGCAAUCAAAGGAUACCCAACACGGAGAUUUAUAUUUCGAUGGGCCACCCCUGUUAAUAUUUGCUCCAUGGCUUUUCGAAGCGAUUCAAACACUACCAACCACGCAUCGUGAAGGAAAACUAUCUGCAUAUAGGUUACUAUGUUCAAUGGGUGUUUUCAAUCAUGAUACUCCACCACCAGCAGAUUUUCUUGAUAUGUUUUUAUUGACUAUUUAUGAAGGCUUAUCAUCAGGAGAUGAAGAUAUUAUUCAUGUGAUCAUUAGUUCGUGUAAAGUCGACUUUUUUCAUCGAUGUUGGCCAUCAUCAACGUUAUUAUUACCAUUAUUCACUUCGGCUUGUUGUGAAAUUGGUCAAAAACCGUGUCUUGUUGAAGGAAAAACCAUUCCAAAAGUUGAAGCAUUGACUAUUUUAAGUAGUCUUGUUUGUUUUCCAAAUCAUUUCGAACAACUGGAUGUUUUAUCGAAUAAAGAGAAAGAGAAAGAAUAUGUUCCUGUAACAAUGGAUCGCACACUUUUAAAACGUAUGAUCAUGCGUGAUUUAAUUAAAGCGUCCCAACUCGAUCCAAUGCUCGAAUCACGAGAAAUUGCCUUGUGUGGCUUAGCGAUAUUCCUUUGUGAAGAACUAAAACAUCAAAGAAUGGAGUCACCAAUCAAACCAUUCAUUCUGUUCACAGUUGAAUGUUUACAGCCCGCUGAUUCCACAAUGUUCGCAGCUGAUAUUCUUCGUUUUCUUGCAUCCUAUGCUCCAUUGUUUAUUUCACAUCGUGAUAAUCAACUGGGUGGUCUGUACACAACUAUCAUCGAUGGUCUCAUAGCAUCCUUACGAGCAGUUAUUCCACGUGAUGUCGGUGCACUAAUGCGCAAUAAUGUUCGAAUCAUCAAGUCAUUAGUAUUUGCAUUACUCGAUUGGAUCCUUCAUGUUCCGACAAGUUAUCUUCAACAACAACAAACCACACGUGACGAGAAUAAUCAUGAAAUUUCAACGACUGUUAUCCAACGAACCUUUGCAAUAUUAGUCGAUGUUUAUCGUUCGACAAAUUCAUUAAUCGACGAACAAACUGUUCAAGACAAUGAACUCACAUUAAGUCAAUCGAUAAAAUUAUGUUGUAAAUUCGCUAUUCUGUUCCUACUUAAUGAACAUUCGCAUUUUCCUUUAACGGAGAACGAAGCAUCAUUGGCCACAACAAACGUUCAUGAAGGACACGAUUGGUCUAAUUCAGCCAAACAGCUCAGUGUUUGCAACGAAGAAAACUCGAAUGUCAAUCAAUCCGAUGAAUUAAUUAUUCACUCAUCAAAUAUUCAAUUGUUUGUCAUUCAUGAUGACUUUCUCAUCUCAUUCAUAGAAAUUCCAAAUGAAAAAGCUAAUGAAUUAACAACUGACAAUCAACAAUUUGUUUCUCGAACAACUCUAUGUCGAACCAUAGUUAGAGAUCUUUGUGGAAGGUAUUGCUGGGAUAACUAUGCAUUCAAUAUCAGCUCAAAUUCCAAAGCGAUCACACGUCCAUUCAAUAAUCCGAUUGAAUUAAUACUGCCAGCGAAAUCUACACAUAAAAUUGAAGAAACAAAACGAGGAAUAACAGUAUUGGAAAAGUUUGAUCCUGAACAACCACCGACAUAUCGAAAUCAACCACCCAACGCUGAUAUUCUGGAUAAACUUCUGCAAUUUAUAACAACACACAGUCCCGAACUAGCGUUUUACAGUGAUCGAGCGUUAACAGAUGUUGCUCCAACACCAGCAUUGAUUUCCUCUCAUGAUGAAAAAGCAGUUAUGAGAAUGAUCACUGAACAAGAAACAGCUGAAGAGAAUUACGAUUCAUCAUCAUUUGGAAAAAUAGAACGACGCAUUGAACAACCUUCGCCAUCUUCUCGAAACGAUCGAUUUGCAUUAUGUCGAUCACAUAUGACUCAACUUGGUUUAAUGAUGUUUGAAAAUCGUCAAAAUAUCGAUUUGUUAAAUACAUCAAAAGCAAAUCGUGAUCAACUAUUACGUGAAUUAAAAAAUCUAGAUACACUAAAUUGUCGUGAAACACAUAAAAUCGCGGUUAUCUACAUUGGUUAUGGUCAAGAAGACAAAACGAGUAUAUUUAACAACACUCACGGCAGUUCAAACUACGAAGAAUUUCUUACACAUCUCGGUUGGCAAGUUGAACUAUCAAAGCAUACUGGCUUUCGAGGUGGAUUACAUCCUCUGCCGAAUACAUAUUCAAUUUAUUAUGCUAAUGCACUUGUGGAAAUUAUGUAUCAUGUCGCGACUAUGAUUGAUGGAUCCACCGAUGAAGAUCGAUCACGAAAGAAAACACGACAUAUUGGAAAUGAUGAAGUUCAAAUUAUUUGGACAGAACAUUAUCAUGAAUACGAUCGAUCAAUUAUAGCCAGCGCUUUUGGUGAUGUUUUGAUUGUGAUACAUCCGUUACCGAAUGGUUUAUAUCGAAUCAGAAUUGACAAAACCAGUCAAACAACAAAUUUCGGCCCAUUGUUUGAUGGUGCAAUUGUAGAUAAACUCAUUCUUCCUGAAUUAGUGCGAGCCACAGCCAUCAAUGCUAGUCGUGCACGUCGUACAACACUAAAUAAUCAUUGUGAAUUUUACGAAGAACGUUAUCGUAUAAUCAAUUCAAUCAUUCGCACACAUAAAAAAGAGACAACAUACGAGGAAUUUCUUGCCAAGUCCUUUACACCAUUAGCUACCAAAACGUUGGCACACCAAACAGAUGAGAAUACAAAACCCGCGAACCCGCAAAAUGAGCGCAGGGAUGGUCCUUCCAACAACGUAAUGCAUCCGUCAGCAAACAUGUCGACGAGUAGUCAGAGAAUACGUCCAACAACUCGAAAUUUUCCUUUUUUGACACAGAACGCUAAUACUGUCCCAACACCAAUAACACGUCGCUGA